CUUUGGAACAGCUGCUUAUUGUCGUAUUCUGCUUUGGUUGUAAAAUAAGUGACUGACACAGGAUGUGUAUAUACAAUUCCUGAUUAAUUUUUUCCUCGGACAUGUAGUUUUUUUUCCAGCUGUGCAACUGCUUCAUGUUUCAGCAACGUUUUUAUUUCAAUGACCAGCUGAAGAAUAAGUUCUGAGCGUCGAACGAACAGUUGAAAUGUGACAACGUUAAACAUUGUCAGCUUUGAGUUUACACUGAACUUUUAUUUGGAAAAAUAUUUAUUUAGAAACAGAAAUGACAGAAACUGGCGAUGGGUCAUGGGGACACCUUGAAGAUACAGAAUAUUUCGGAAGGAUUUCUAGUACGACGGAUUACGCUGUUCUCACUAAGGAGAAUCUAAAGGAAUCCAAGUAUGCUACGUGUACACAGGCUGCUCACUGUAUGAUAUACUGUACACAUACGCAGCGGAUCUUUGAUUUAUACAGCGCUAGGGCUGCAGUUUUGAUGCAGAUGCGAUUCGAUGGAUAUAUUGGCUUUCCUGGAGGACUCAUAGAUGAAGGAGAAGAUGUUAUUACAGGACUGAAUAGAGAAUUAGUUGAAGAAAUGAAUAUCUCUCCUACAAGAAAUUUAAUAAAAGAUGAAAACCACAUAGUUUCUCAUUGGAAUAAAAGUACAAAAUUGGUAUUAAACUUCUAUGCUGUGGAGGUUACAAUGGAUGAACUUUUUCAUAUUGAAAAAAAUUCUGUAUUUGCACAUGAUUAUGGCACAGAGUGGUUUCUGAGCAUCAAGAAAGCAAGCCCGUACUUUGGUGAAAAUUUAAGGACCAGCAAGAAAUUUUUGGUGCUACAAAAGGAUUAUCACUCAGGGAAAAAAAAAAACAGACAAUAAAACCAAGAAAAUUACAACCUUCUGCAAUGACUGCCCAGGACAACAUAUGUGACUCAGGUGUUUCAAUGAAAAACACAUCCAGGAAUGACUCUUCAAGAAUGUGAUAUUUAAUCGGUGCAGAGGUUAUGUUAAUAAGUAUUUAAUUUACUGUCCGUAAAUUUGUUUAUGUGUUUUGCAAAUAAAAUAGUAGGGUAAAAUGUCUUCCAGAAUAAAAAUAAUCAAGAGACAACAGAACCAAGAAAGACUUUUCAAGAUU
Molecule: messenger RNA, 1133 nt
Organism: Schistocerca nitens (vagrant locust)
Lineage: Eukaryota; Metazoa; Arthropoda; Insecta; Orthoptera; Acrididae
Product: U8 snoRNA-decapping enzyme-like
Exons: 3
Coding region: 284-877 (197 amino acids)
Biological process (GO): sno(s)RNA catabolic process; mRNA catabolic process
Cellular component (GO): nucleus
Molecular function (GO): phosphodiesterase decapping endonuclease activity; snoRNA binding
Source: RefSeq, a predicted model, not a curated record